AUGAAUCGAUCUGAGCAAGCAAAAUCAAGAACCCUCGCUCAGUACUUGAUGACAGCAGUAGUCAACAUGCAGCCUCUGUCGGUUUCUCUUUUCCUCUUUCUGCUGCCGGUCUUCGGAAUCUGUGCCAGCAGCGAAGACGCACUGAGCACGGCAAUUUGGAACCACAAAACGGCGCUGCAGAUUCUGGAACGAAUGAAAGCAGAAAGCGCAACAUCCAGUGCAGGUCUGAUGAAUUCACGGAAUUGUUCCUCAACGCAAUCUGGGAAUAGUACAACCACUGAGCAAAAGGAGAUUUUUCUGUCCGCGACCGUGAAAGAGACCAUCGUGCUGGAAAAGUCCGCGAGACUUCUCGUCCUUCGCAGAAGUGCUGCGCGCGUGCCGUCGGUCGUAGUGGUUGGGAAGGAAAGAAACAGUUUUCACGUCUUGAACCCAGACAACGGAAGAGUUCUCGGUUCGUGGGAUGGAACGAGGCUUGCUUUACCACCAAAAGAACAAGAAGAGGAUGCUCGUACUAGCAGGUCAUCGCGACAGGUUUUCACUUCAAACGCCACAUGUUCAAGUGAGGAUCGCAGUGCUCCUGCUGGUUCUUGUGAGAAUUCUUUUAACAAAGACGAACUUGGCAUAACAGCGGACGAACUCCGGAUCAUACAGGCGGAAAUACUACCUGCAGAUGAUGUUGAAACUGCCUUGCCAGUAGCCGAGCCUCUGCCGCGGCGCCUCUGGCCCGCUGGGCCGUUCGACGUUACAGGUUCGCAGAACGAGGACAAGUUGCUGGCGUAUGAAACUGUAGACGGCAGUAUCGUUAUCGUCCCUGUCUUGGUAAGUGUCAAACUCCCAGUCGAACAGCUUGUCGUGCGGUUUGGAACGGCUCAGAUUGUCCCCACGAAAAAAGAUUUGUUCGGAAUAAAGCAUGCGAUAUCGAGCUCAGGAAGUGAACCACAUUUCGCUCCCUCUGUCCCCCCGAGAAGAAGCCAUCGUAGUAGACUGGGCCGCCGACUCAAUCUGACGGAUUACUUGCUGCAAUUGGAAAAGGAAAAUCAAAGCGGCGGGGCCGUCGGCCUAGAAAAGUGCAGUAGCAGCUUCGACGCAGGUGGCGCUUUGGUACAACUUGAAAGUAGGAGCAACUGUACAAACGGUAACGAGGUAGGAUUUCUGCAGAACACCAUCAAUGCAGAGUCUACACAGGAGAUCAGAUUCAGUCAGGACAGCCGUUUUCUAUUCACCGGACUUCGAGCAGCAAUCAGUCCUGCGAGAAACACUUCACAGUUCGUCCCUGGCGCCCUUCGAAUCCAGAACCGUCGCGACGGCGCGAUUGUGCAAGACGUUCGCUUGUUUCCCGAAUCUGUUUUCAAAAUCGAGACCCCGCCCGGUAGCAACGCAAUUUUUUACACCAAGCACCAGGUCGGCCUCUACGGUUCCUUCGCGACGGAGUGGCAGGCGAAGCCGUGCAAUUUGCCGGCCGGUGCGAUCAGCACCGUCGCCGCCCACUCCGACGGCACUCGUGUCUUCGUCGGGUUCGAGAAUACCACGCGGAUUGCAGUGCUGAGAUUGCGGGAAAAGGUGUCCUCGCCGGACGACCACCAGACCGUUGGAACAACGGCGCGAAGGAACAUGUUCCAAGACCGUACUUGCGCGGUCGUGGAGCAAUUCACGUUUGCGCCACAGCAAGCACAGCUCCACGCCAGCUUUUCGAGGAGGAACACCGGCGACAGACGGAGCAAGCUGCUUUUCCCGGCGACUAUCCCGGGAUACUCAAUAACUUCCAUGGUGCACUUGCCGACGAACCGGCGCGUCGUUGUUGCGGCUACUAACACCGGUGAGAUCUUCGCCUUGUGUUUGAUUUCACGCGAAACAAUCCCGCUCUUUUCUCUUGCGACUUCCGAUUUGUUGUACAACAGCGAAGAAAAUGAAGGACGACCAAAAGAUGCGGCUUGGUCCAGCACAAGUCAGCAAAGAGAAAUAUCAAAGCCUGUUUCAGCAUUAUCGAAAGUUGAAGUGCAGCUUCUCUACGACCGGAAAGUGCCACCCUUCCUUGGUGCGCACGUGAAGACAUCCGCCAGGUCCCUGCUCCUCCAGUUUCCCAUUGCGGUCCUCCGAGACACUGUUUUCCGCCACUGCGUCCUUGGAGAUGGGGGUAGCAACAUUGCGCGGAACGUCAGCCGGAAACCGCCAGGUUACGUCUCUUGGUGGACGCACUUCGGGAAUUACUAUCAAAUGCAAAUAUGUCUGGGUCUGGAAACUUGUGACGCUAAGAUGUGGACGAUGAAAACAGAUCUGAAUGCAGUCUAGCAUGACCACUUUCGAGAACGCUUUCUCAUAGGCAAUCCGCAUGAGAAGCUGCGUGUUUGCAUAUACAAAAGAGGCUGCGACUUUUGUUGGGUAUGGGAUACAGAUGUCCUAGAUAUGGAGAGCCAGCAUUGCAAGUUCCAACCUUGCAGACCCAGACAUAUUUGCAAUGCAUAACUACCCGCGCGUGGCCAUUCUCUUUUGGACGUUGCUCGCGGUGCUAGUGCGGCAUGCGUGGAGGUACGAUCCAAAGAAAGGUGGUGCGCAGGAGAGUGAGAAGAAGGAGGAGCGAGGUUUUGGGGAAGAGGAGUUUUUUGGAAAUGGAAGAACUGGCGCGUCUGCUUCGUUGCGGGCACAGAAUUCCAGUCGUGGAAAUAUUCUCCAAGAAGAGCCAAAUCGUGAAGAGGCGGGAGUGAACAAACGAUAUCCGCAGAUCAACGAUCCAGCCGCUUUGAAUGCCUUUUUGAAGAAAUUUUCGGAAGGGAAUGCAGCUGCACCUUUCGGCGAUUUUAUUGAAGAGGAUGGAAAGGGAAAGUCCUCUGCAAGCAGAACGACAGCAGGAG
This is a messenger RNA of Amoebophrya sp. A120, 2849 nucleotides long. Lineage: Eukaryota; Dinophyceae; Syndiniales; Amoebophryaceae. The record is from the annotation of a GenBank genome assembly.